GUUAUAGCAGACUGAUGAUCCAGCUGCUGUGCGUGUGUGUGUGCGCUGACAUGGAUACAACUGGCGUUUACUGUUGAAACUGGACACAUUACAGUGUUACGGUGACACUGGGGGGCUUCAGAGAGCGAUAAAACUUCUUCCACGGCCGCACUCAUGUGAUUUCCCCUUGUUUGAGCCAUGUCCAAGAGCCUGAAGAAGAGGAAGAACCACUGGACUAACAAAGUCCAUGAGAGUGUCCUUUGCAGGAAUGAGGAGGGGGAGCUGGGGCUGGAGUUGCAGGGCGGCGCUGAGAAUGGACAGUUCCCGGUUAUCGGCGAGCUUCUCCCGGGCAGAGCGGUGUGCCACAGCGGUAAACUCUUCCAGGAUGAACUCCUGCUGGAAGUCAACGAUACCCCGGUGGCUGGACUCACCACCAGGGACGUCCAUGCUGUGGUCAAACACAGCAAAGACCCCGUCCGACUCAAGUGUGUUAAACAAGGGGGCGUGAUAGACAAGGACCUGCGCCACUACCUCAACCUGCGCUUCCAGAAAGGCUCGGUGGACCACGAGCUGCAGCAGAUCAUCCGGGACAACCUCUACCUCCGCACCGUCCCCUGCACAACCAGGCAGCCCAAGGAGGGAGAGGUCCCAGGGGUGGAUUAUAAUUUUGUGACCGUUGACCGGUUUAUGGAAUUGGAGAAAAGUGGAGCCCUGCUAGAGAGCGGAACAUAUGAAGAUAACUUUUACGGCACCCCGAAGCCUCCGGCCGAGCCCAGCGCUCUGCUACUAAAUGUAACGGACCAGCUGCUCCCGGGUGCCAGACCCAGCUCUGAGGGCAAGAGGAAGCGUAACAAGUCGGUCAGCAACAUGGAGAAAGCCAGCAUCGAGCCCCCCGAGGAGGAGGAGGAGGAGAGACCCGUCGUCAACGGCAACGGCGUUGCUGUCACCCCAGAGUCGAGCGAGCAUGAGGACAAGAGCACAGACGCUUCGGGGGACAUCGCCCCGCAGAGCAACCCAGCAGAGGCUACCACUGAGGCGCACAAAGACGACGGACAGUCCCCAAAGACUACAGUACCCAAACCGGAGGAGAACGACGAGCUAGGGCCCCUGCCAGACAACUGGGAGAUGGCUUACACAGAGAAAGGAGAGGUCUACUUCAUAGACCACAACACCAAGACAACAUCGUGGCUGGACCCGAGGCUAGCCAAGAAGGCAAAGCCGCCCGAGGAAUGCAAAGAGGAUGAGCUUCCGUACGGCUGGGAGAAAAUCGAUGACCCCAUUUACGGCAGCUACUAUGUCGAUCAUAUAAAUAGAAGGACCCAGUUUGAGAACCCAGUCCUGGAGGCUAAGAGGAGACUCCAGCAGCAGCAGCAGAUGCAAAGCCAGGGUCUGUCCUCACUGCCCCUUCCCACCAUCUACAGAGAGAAGCCGCUGUUCACGCGGGACCCCACUCAGCUGAAAGGCAGUUUCUUGUCCACGUCACUCCAAAAGAGCAACAUGGGCUUCGGCUUCACUAUUAUCGGAGGCGACGAGCCCGACGAAUUCCUCCAGGUCAAGAGUGUCAUCCCCGAUGGGCCUGCUGCAGCUGACGGAAAGAUGGCCACAGGUGAUGUCAUUGUCUACAUCAACGACGUGUGCGUCCUGGGCACCACCCACGCCGAUGUGGUUAAGCUCUUUCAGUCGGUGCCCAUCGGCCAAAGCGUGACGCUCGUCCUGUGCCGCGGCUACCCUUUGCCCUACGACCCGGAGGAAGCCGCCAACACCAACAACAACACCACCACCACCAUCAUCUCCCCGCUGGGCAUCAUGGAGCAGCGACCCAUCAUGGUGAACGGCAGGACGGGCUACGACAACUACCUGGACUAUCUCUCCCGCACGGCGCGCUUCGUCACGGACCCCGGUCAGGACCAGGUCGGUGCGCAGCAGCAGCUGCUCCCGCCUCACCCGGGCGACACCCACUUAGAUGGAUCCCUUCCUCCCACCACCGGCACCACGCCUCCUGACAGCGUUUCCAUGGCGUCGUCGGGGGCGACCCAGGGGGAGUUGCUGACACUGACCAUGGUGAAGGGUAUGGACGGUUUUGGCUUCACUAUAGCGGACAGCGCCACGGGCCAGCGCGUUAAACAGGUUCUGGAGCCUCAGGGCUGCCCGGGCCUGUGUGAGGGAGAUCUGAUCGUGGAGAUUAACAAGCAGCCGGUUCAGGGAUUCUCACACACCCAGGUGGUGGAGCUGCUCAAGGAGUGUGCUGUUGGAGCUGAGACCAGCCUGGUGGUUCAGAGAGGAGGAACAGGUCACUAUUCACCCUGGAAGACCCCUAAGCAGGUGCUGGAGCAGUGGGAGUCCCAGCAGGGCCAGAGCAGCCCUGCUCAGACCAGCCUGUCGGCCCCCGUUAUCCCCCACAGCGCCCCCUUCCCAACACACCAUCUCCACAGGGCCUCGGUCCCAGACUCAGCCUCCGAGGCCUUGGCCCUGGCUAAACCAGACCCCUAUGACCUUUAUGAGAAGUCCAGGGCUAUCUAUGAGAGUAGGCAACCGGGCCAACCAAGGACUGUUUUUCCUGUGGACUCCUCAGGAGCGGAGUACCAGGACAUCGAGGUCCACCUGCGCAGGCAGAAGUCAGGGUUCGGGUUCCGGGUGCUGGGCGGGGACGAGGCCGGGCAGCCUGUGAGUCCGGAGACGCGUGAGAAGAUCCUGAUCGGGGCGAUCAUCGAGAAGAGUCCGGCAGACCUGGACGGACGCUUGCGGCCCGGCGAUGAGCUGCUGUUCGUGGACGGGAUCCCAGUGGUGGGGAAGCCGCACAGAUACGUCAUCGACCUGAUGCACGGGGCGGCGCGUAACGGCCAGGUCAACCUGGUCAUCAGGAGGAGGGUCCCGGCAGGUGAGUCCUGUCCGGAGAACGGCCGCAGCCCGGGCUCCGUCUCCACGCAGCACAGCUCCCCGCGCAGCGACUUCACAUAUGGCAACAGCACCAGCGCUACCCAGGCACCCAACACCUGCAUGGGCAACACGGCCACUUCAGACGGGACGUCGACCCCCAACGCUCAGCCCAGUGAUGUCAUCAUCAAUCGGAAGGAGAGCGAAGGAUUCGGCUUCGUCAUCAUCAGCUCGCUCAACCGGCCAGAGGCAGCCGCCACUAACACCGUGCCACAUAAAAUUGGCCGCAUCAUCGAGGGCAGCCCGGCCGACCGCUGCGGGAAGCUGAAGGUGGGAGACAGGAUAUUGGCAGUGAACAGCCAGUCCAUCGUCAACAUGCCCCACGCCGACAUCGUUAAGCUGAUCAAAGACGCGGGCCUCAGCGUCACCCUGAGGAUCAUACCGCAGGAAGAGAUCAGUAAUCCCCCCUCAGCCCCCAGCUCAGAGAAGCAGAGCCCCAUGGCCCAGCAGCACAGCCCGAAGACCCAGCCCAGCAUGGCAGCCUCCCAGCCCAACCCAGCAGUGACGGAACCAAACCCCUCCGUGAGCCAACCCAACCCCAUCCCCCACCAGAGCCCCGUGACCCAGCUGCCCGCCCCUCCGCCUCAGACCUACACCCACGAGAGCAGUUACAGGUCAGAGGUGAAGGCGAGGCAAGACGUUAAACCGGACAUCCGACAGCCGCCGUUCACAGACUACCGACAGCCGCCGGUGGACUACCGGCACCCGCCUGUGGCAGACUACCGGCAGCCGCCCACGCUGGACUACAGACACCCGCCGCUGCUCGACUACAGGCAGCUAGCUACUGACGCCAGGCAGUUCGCCAUCCCAGACUACAGGAUGCCACCAGUUCAACUUUCACAGGACUUUGACUUCUUCACGGUGGAGCUGGAGAAAAGUGUGAAGGGCUUCGGUUUCAGCAUCCGCGGAGGGCGGGAGUACAAGAUGGACCUGUUUGUCCUACGACUGGCAGAGGACGGACCGGCGAUCCGCAACGGCAGGAUGAGGGUCGGGGACCAGAUCAUUGAGAUCAAUGGAGAGAGCACCCGGGACAUGACCCACGCCAGGGCGAUCGAGCUGAUCAAGUCUGGAGGCCGGCGUGUUCGUCUGCUCCUAAAGAGGGGCACGGGGCAGGUCCCAGAGUACGACAAUGCCGCCCCAUGGGAUGCUCGCCCUUCAGCCUCCCCAAGCCUGUCGGAAGUAGCCCCUCCCAUCGACAGCCUUUCCAUGUCAUCGCCUUCAUCUCAUCUGGCCCCGGCCCCCGACCCACCUCACCUGCUGCCUCUGGACGUCCCUCGAGACCUGGUGGCACGAGACAGCAGGACAGAGCGUUCGAAGAGCCCCCAGAAGGCCGAGCUGCUAAACCCAGAUCCGAUCAGCCAGGGGAGGAGAGCGGCUACAACCGGCGGGAGCGGCAGAGCAAAGAAAGAGGGUGGCAGGUCCACCCGCAAGGGGCACAGGGUGCAGCCCACUGCUGAGGGGGAAGGGGGCAAGGAGGGGCAGAGUGGGGAGCCCAAACCUUCCAGGAGCACUAGAGGGAGGUCCAAGGAGAGAAACACUGGGGACAACAGAGAAUGCGCCCACUCUCCCAGCAGCUCCAAGCUCCCACACACUAACGGAAACAGCAGGGAUGAUGUGGGGCGUUACAGCGGCGGGCGGCAGCAGCAGCAGCAGCAGGUGGAGCCGGAGCAGGGCAAGCCCAGGUCCAGGGAACUGGACCGGAGCCUGGGAGAGAGCCGGCCCAGCCUGCCCAACAAGAGCACCAGCAGCAGCAGCAUCAGCAGCAGCGCAGCGGGGAGGAAGGCCACGGUCUCUCCUGGGCCUUGGAAGAUCCCUGGAUCAGACAAGCUGCCCAGCACGCUGCGCACAGGCACGUCCACGCUGAGCAGAUAACACCACAGCUCCAGCUGAAAACAGUGGCCACACUCAUCUGAACUAAACCACCCCAUCCGGAUGAAACCACCAUCCUCACACCUUCCUGUGCUCCUUUAUCUCCCCCUCAAACCCGUUCUCCCAUGGACCAGAGUCAAAACCAAGGAGGUGGGGGAGCAGGGUGAUCUGGACCACGUGUUUUUAGAAUUUUAUUUAUGAUACUGUACUCUAAAUUAUUUUGAGAAAUAUUUUACACCCACCACCUUAAGAACUGGUAAAUCAUCCACUUUUUGAAAAAAAAAAAAAAAAAAUGGAAAAGCAAGUAGAAUGUGUGUGUAGCGUGGCGGGGAAUCAUUCUGGAGGGUACAAACUCUGAGGAACUCUAUUUUGAGUUCUCCCUGAGCAGAACUGGGGGACAAACAUGCAAAUAUAAACAACAUGACAGGGAGCAACUGUCAGUUGUCAUUGAACUUUUUUUUAUAUAUAUAUAUCUACACAAUGGAGUCUAUUUUAUGAAAAGGAAUGUUAAAAAGAAGGUCUGCCUGUUUUUGACAAGAGCGAAUGGGACACAGAGUGACAGCAGAGAUGAAACUUAUCAACAGAACUUUGCCUUAACAGAGACUGUGUGGGCCUGAAUCUGUCUUGAAUAAUCUAUCAGAUGAUUAUAGACAUAGAUAUAUUAUAAUGAAUAUGAAUAUGUGGGAUCAUUUUGUAAAUAAGAUCAUCUUUAAGCGAACAGAACCUUAUAGCUGAGCCGAUGGAAAAUCUAGUCCAUGAUUAGACGAGCGAGGCGAAGCGGGGCGACGAGGACCAGAACUUUCACCCACACCGACUUCCUCCCUCUUCUUCUUCACUCCAGUUCAGCCCUGUGAUUGCAGUUUAGGGUCUCGCCAGGCCCGCUGCGGUUGACUGCACGGUCUAUUUGCGCUCGAAUCAACCCGAGUUCAGCAGGGGGUCUCGUGUCAAUCCAUUUUUCUCAUUUCUGUGCUUAACGAACAAAGCAAUCCGCGACGGUGGCGGUGUCCAGCCGGAUGCUGAGAGAAGGAGCUCACAUGAUACCGACCGAGGGGCAGAGUGCCUUAGACUGACAGAGAGGUUGGCUUUUAAAGUCAAAGGUUCAACUCCAAAACACUUUAGAGGGUUCGAAACAGGCUGCUAUAAAACACCAACUCUACACAUAUAAAUAAUAAACUGUAUUUUUUCAGAGUGUGAUAAGGUGAAAUACAUAAUUUAAUUCACAAGUUUAUGUAUGAAAAUUAGUCCAUUACCAGAGGUAUUGAUGGUCCUUAUUUGUGCAAGUAGUUCGUUUUGGGUCACGAUACUUUUCAUUACUGAUUUCUUAAUGAGGUCUGACACUAGUAAUUUCCAUGAAGAAUCGCUUGGUGUAAUGAUCGAAUGUCAGCGCAGGGCAGAGCUUUGAACCCAAACCAAACUGAAUUAGUACAAUCUGAUAUUGAGUCGUCAAACUAUCAGUCUCACUUGUCAAAAGCUCGCUCGCCUAACAGUCUGUGACCUGAAUGAAAGAACGGCCUCGAUUUGAAAAUCUAACUUUUCUAUUAUUUCCAGACCGGCUUGAAGAGGUUGCACUUGUCACAGCCACUGUCAGCUGCUGAAUUUCAUUAGUUUUUAGGUGACUCUGUCUACACUGUGUUAUUAAGAAGUACAUGUCCUCGCCAAAGCUCCCCGUAUGUUUUUUUUUAGUUUACGUAUCUGCUCCAGACUUUGUCUCAUAGUGCUGGCUAUGCGCUUGUACAUUUUUAAACAAAAACAAUUGCUACCGUUUGCUAAGCCCUGCCAUCUUUUCUUACUGUUGCUAGGUUUCCAUUCUUGCACGGUACAUUUGCAGUUUACGUUUCUCAAUUAUCUUUGAAACAGUGGGUCCUGGAUUUCAGACAACAGCAACCUGGCUUGUACUUUCUGGGCAGUAACGGACAGUUUUGGCUAAAAUGAUAACUGUUGCUAGCAGAUUUUAUCCGCUAUAGCUAUCUAGCAAAUUAAGCUAACAUUUGCUCCUCAAAAUGGGUGAAAAAGCUGACUCCAGUUUAAUAACAAGAACCUUGUAAAAUGUGUUUCAAACAGGAAGUUGAUGGCUGCAUAUGAUGCUAAACAACUAGAGGAGAUAUAAAAGAUAUAAAGAAACAGCAUUAGUGUUGUAUUGCAGUGUAAAGAAAGUCCUAGCAUUGUAUGAAUGUUGAUAAGAAUGUAAGAAAAGGUUUAGGAUGGAAACUAACAAACGUUACGAGGUUAGCGAACAUAAUGCUAACAAUGGUUGGAGUUGCUGGAGUGUAAACUUGACUUUACCCUGCUAACAUUAGGUAGUAAAGUAGUUAGCUGGACAUGCUAACAAAUGCAUCUCACACUAGAGCAGAUAAUCACACUUGAUUCCUUUCAAACUCUUAAUACAGAGUGUUGAUGUUUCCACGGCCCCAUGAACAGCACUUUGACAUGUGGAGCAAUCCAGAGUUCGACAGGCCUGCCGUGCCUGCGGACCUAAAGUUGCUAAGCUAUGAUUGAAUCCCUGUUUGGGGGAAGGGGUUUAAUGAACAGUCAAUUUUUUGAGAUCUACAAAUCUUAACCUGGCAUCUGAAUCUUCUUUACAGACAUGUUAUUUCUGAGUGAUAUAUAUUUCUUCAAAAUGAGUCAACAUUUAACAGAAAAAAAAGAAUCACAAUUCUGGAUAAUACCAUAACAAAAGUUUCUUCUCCUUCCUCUGCUGAGGGAAAGGCCGACGGUGUUCAAAGCAUAAAAGAGCAAAGGAAGACAAGUCAUUAUGUUUGCCAUUGUAAUCUGUAAUUACACGAGGAAUAAGCAGACUGACUUUAAAGCACAAUCUCAACACAGAGGGUUUGGGAUAUUAAUUAUUAUGUCGGAGAAAAUCAUCAGCCUGGCACAAACGGCUCAGCUCUUCAAUCACUUGUAGAUGGUACGCAGCGUGAACAUCACAAAACAAGCCCCAAACUUAAAUUUAACAUUUGUUAGACUGAAGGGAGAAGAUGCUGCCUGCAUACUGCAUCGUCACGCCCAUUUGAGCGGACUGCUCCUUUAUUUAGUGACUCCUGUUUGACGCAGGAACAAAAAUAUGUGCGUACGUUUUGCUCAGCCUUUGCACAACUCACUGCUUUCCACGUCUGAGCUGUCUCCACUGAACCAAAUUGUAAGUAGUUUUGUAUGGAAAGCAAAAAAAAAAAAAGAACAAAAAACAAAGACAUCUAGAGGUGUAUUUGCAAAGUGUGUGUUGCAACAACGGCACAUGCUGCACCAUAAACCUAACACCCAAGCGGCUCAGUAUCACUGUGUAGUGCUAUAGCAGUGUGUAGACCCUGAACAAAUAUCUCUAUAAAUAUGACUCAGUGUACUAUUGAUGGUCACAAAGACUGUAAGUGGAGCAACUAUUUUUAUGAAAUGCAACGCUAUGGAUAUAUUAACUUUUGCAAAAAUCUUGUUUACCUGUAAGAUAUUCUGAAACGCUGUCAAAAUAAAAGAAAAUCUUGACACAACGUGAAAGAUUCA
This is a messenger RNA of Seriola aureovittata, 8274 nucleotides long. It is a transcript of the gene magi2a, whose product is annotated as membrane associated guanylate kinase, WW and PDZ domain containing 2a. Gene Ontology annotation, molecular function: SMAD binding; signaling receptor complex adaptor activity; beta-1 adrenergic receptor binding. Bases 178 to 4785 code for a protein of 1535 amino acids. The record is from RefSeq and is a predicted model, not a curated record. Gene Ontology annotation, cellular component: dendrite; cytoplasm. The transcript is spliced from 22 exons. NCBI's taxonomy places the organism in Eukaryota, Metazoa, Chordata, Actinopteri, Carangiformes, Carangidae. Gene Ontology annotation, biological process: receptor clustering; signal transduction.